Messenger RNA from Marchantia polymorpha subsp. ruderalis, 4873 nucleotides. NCBI's taxonomy places the organism in Eukaryota, Viridiplantae, Streptophyta, Marchantiopsida, Marchantiales, Marchantiaceae. The record is from the annotation of a GenBank genome assembly.
UGUAUUACACUCUUCGAUGUACAGCGGAGAAGGACUGUGAUCCUGAACUAUGUUUGCUACUCCCAACGCCAGGUCACGACAAACGUCUCGUAUCUUGCUCCAUCGAAAAUAAGAAAGAAUUGCACAUCUCAUCUGUAAAGCACGGAAAACUACUUUCUCAUGCUGUACUCGAGAAUCAAGGCAUUGAGUACGUCGUCCUGCUUGGUUGGCACAUUCACGAAGGUCUCAUAGUUCGCUUUGGAUCACAGCAUUGUGCCCGUCUGAGUCAGAUCACUGUAGAUCUGCGAAUUUGCUUGUCCGUUUUGGCAGGUGGUGGUGGAAAAAUGGUCUAAAACGACGCAGUGGAUGUGAAUCAGAGGUGUUACAUGAUCAUUGACUGUGGCAUUGGUUUGAAUGUUUUGAAGAAGGAGAGUUUGCAGAUGGUUGACAAGUCUCGAGUGGGCGGAUCAUCGAUUUUCUGGAGAAAGUGAGUAGGUUGUGAAAUUGUGAAGGAACAUGGAUCAGUAUCCGGAGGAGCUUCGCACACCUCCAAUGCCCUUAGUGGCAUUGGUUGGUAUGCCUGAAUUACACUCAGCAAUCUCCAUGUCUCUUCAUACCGAGCAGCUACCGCUGAAUACGCUUGCCAUUCCGGAUAUAGCCAAGAUUUCGAUUAUCGGAGGGAAAGAGAGGAAGGCAGUCGAUGCAAGGAUGCCUCCACCUGUUGGCAUUUUAAAGGCAGACUGGCUUGCCAAGCACCGCACGAGGUCUCCGGCUGUACUGGCUGUGCUCUUGAGCUGCGAUCAGGUUUAUGGAGACCCCGCACAGUGGCUUCAAGUUUGCUCUAACAUUGACAUCAUAAAGGGUGUGAUCCGUGGAAGGAACAUAAAGCUUGUCAUAGCUGUUGUCCAGCCGUCACUCAACGGUGAAAUGAAUGAAGACAGGCUGACAGCACUCAGGAAGCGUGCAGAAAUAGACCCAAAGAACUGUCUGAUUUUUAUAACCCAUGAUCCAGGCGAGCUGAAACGUUCUCUUUUAAGGCUCGGGAGCAUCAUGGGUGAAUUAGCCAGUAUGUAUUACAGGGAUGAAGGUCGCAGGGUUAAGCUUCGAAUUGAGAAGAAGACAUAUAGCUCCGUAGAGUUGAGUGUCCGAUAUAACUUUAAGGUUGCAGUGUAUGCGGAGUUUCGGCGGGACUGGGUGACAGCUCUCAAAUUUUAUGAAACAUCUUACUCUCUCCUGCAGGAGGUUAUCACGGCGCAUAUGGAGCUACAACCAGUGCAAAGAAUAGUUGAGCUCAAAGCUGUGGCAGAACAACUCCAUUUCAAAAUCUCAACGUUGCUUCUCCAUAGCGGCAAGGAGAGUGAAGCUGUGAAAUGGUUCAGGCAGCAUAUUGCCUGGUAUAAGCGACUGGUUGGGCCUCCUGAAGGUGCCUUUUUGCACUGGGCCUGGGUCUGCAAGCAGUUUCAAGUUUUCGCCGAGCUACUUGAUAACAGUCUGGCUACUGCAUCUCCUGUAGCAGCAACACCUCCUUCACCUGGACCUCCAGUAACAGAGCGUGAGCUACAACCCGGCUACUACCUUCAGGUCGCAGCAUCUUACAUGGUCUUGAGGAGGCGCUGCUUCGAGUCAGCCCUUGCUACGUUUGAAGCGUUUGAAGAGGAAGGAGCUGUGGAUGUUUUAGCCGGACCUCGAGACGAAAUCGGUCCUCCUCUCUAUGUCGGACAGGCUUCUCGGUUACUGAAACGUGGGAGCACCGUUGAUGUACAAAGCCCUACUGCAACAGAGUUCAUGAGACAUUUGAUAUAUGUGGAAAAGAGCUUUACCCAUUCUCACGCAGCAAUCGAUCUUCUCACGAGGGCCCAUGAGCAGUUUAAGAAGGUACAAGCCGUUCGGAUGAUCUACCAGCUUGGGAGCGAAAUGGGGCGUGAAUAUUACAAUGCUCGAGAGUAUGAGAAAGCGAAGCGGUUAUUUGACAGUGUUGCAGGAAUGUAUAGGAAGGAAGCAUGGGUUUCGAUUUUGGGUGCCACCCUUGGAUACUUGAGAGAAUGUGCUCGACAGUUAGGACAGCUACAAGAAUACGUGGAGUACGCUUUGGAGCUCGCAUCUCUUCCAAUUCCAAUUCCAACAUUUGGUCCAGAUGUGCAACACGCUGUGGUUUCUGGUCCAGAAGUUGGUCCAGCUGGUCCUUUAGGCCAAUCUCAAAGAGAGCAUGUACAUAAAGAGGUCAUAUAUUUGUUGCAGGGAACAUCUUCUGUCCUGCCAGCUCGGGAGGGCGAAAUUGGUAUGUCUGUGACAGUCGACCAACCAAUAGCCCUUGAGGUUGACCUUGUAAGCCCGUUAAGAAUAUUCCUAUCUGCUUACGUCGCUUUUCACGAUCAAGUUGUCAAACCUGGUGUGAAGACCUCAUUAACUUUGUCACUUCUGACUCAUCUGCCCCUAAACCUCAUUCUUUUGGAGCUUGAAGUGCACUUUAGUCAGCCAGAGUGCAGCUUUAUCUUAAGGCACAGCACAGAUGCGCUUCCGGAUUUUUUGCGUGCUGGUGAUAAAGGGGCACCUAGUGAGGGACUGCCUGCAGCAGUGGAUUAUGACCUGGAACUAGAGCCGAGCAAGUGGAAGAGAAUCACGGUUGACGUCAUUCCCAAUCACAGUGGAAAGCUUGAGUGCUUAGCAGUUGUUGCACGCGUUGGUCCUUAUGCCACACUACGAUGCCAAGUGGAAGGUCCAGCCACUCGUGAUGGAAUCCUUCUCUGGAUGCAUGAGCCUGGAUUAGAUACCUCACCUGUGAAGGAUAGCAAUCUUGCCUAUUUUGGGCAGAAGAUACUUCAGGUGGAAGAAGCAGAGCCGCUCGUGGAAGUUGAGAUGGUCGCUUCAUGUCCGGCGGUGGUUGGCGAAGCUUUUCCUGUGCUUCUUGUAGUCACCUCAAAGGGGCAUCCUGUGAGAGGUGGAGAACUUGAUGUAUAUCUUGGUUCUCCGAACACACCGCUUGCUGCAACUCCACGCAGCACAUCACCCCUUGCUUCUUCACCAUCAGGAGGGGCUGCCUCUGCAGAGCUCCUCCGUGCAGGUGCCGAAGGUGACGAGGAGGCGUACGUCAAGUUUAUUGGACCACUGCAAGUACCGUCUUUGGAACCAAAUGACGUGUGGGAGACAACAGUUUAUCUAAGGUGGUGCGAACCAAAGGCUGUAAACUUGAUGGUUCUUUUUGGUUACCAAACGAAAGAGAAUCUAAUUACUGACGCAGCUGGUAGCCCGAGUCCGCGUUUCCGGGUUCAAAAAAGUAUGUUUGUAAACUGUGAGGAAGCGUUGGACGUAUCAUAUCAGUACGUCGCUCCUUUCAGAAGAGAUGCCUUGCUGCCCGGUUGUCUGCUUUCAGAUCAGCCUCUGUCAGGAUCAUCAGUCAUAGCCCUGCCUCUUGACGAAGCUAGCAUACUUGUGGUCACAGUAAAGAAUUCUUCUAGCCUCUCCCUAAAUCUGCAAUCCAUUAAUGUCGUCGAAAAGGACGUCGAGGCUUGCUCAGUCAGGAAGUCCGGAACCUGUAGAGAUUCUAGUGGUGUCCUGCUCUCCCCGGAAGAGGUGUUUACACAGUUGUUUUACGUGCGGCCAUUGAUUGCAUCAUCCGCCCUUGAGGUGGGAACGAUUGAGAUUGCUUGGCAUAGGGAACAUUCGUCCCACUUGCCUUCAAACGUCCCGGAUAUUUCUCAAAGUCUUGUGAAUCCAUUCUCAAGACUUAUUUCUCUUGCUCCAGUUCUUGUUGAGCUUCCUCCGCUGAUUGUAACCUUCGAGUGCCCCCCUCAUGCCCUUUUGGGUGUACCCUUCAUGUGUUCCAUGAACAUACAGAACAUAACCACCAACCUCCAGGAAGUAUCGUUUUCAGUCUUCGAUACACAAAGCUUCAUAUUUGCCGGAGCUCAUAGUGAUACCCUAUCAAUUCUCCCAAAUGCCACACAUGCACUUUCCUAUAAACUUGUCCCUAUUGCUGCGGGAAUGCAACAGCUUCCUCAAGUUAGGUUCACAUCUACACGUUAUAAUGCAGGAUUUCAACCCUCUUCUCUGAGCACUCAGUUGUUUGUAUACCCUGCGGCGCCGAGUGUAGAUCCACAAAAGACGGUAUCUGGAAAGCCAGGAAUUGCAGUGGCCAGUUGAGUGUAGGUUCCAGAACGCGAGGUAGCUGUUUGUUUUCUCAACGUUGUACUUAUGUAUUCUGUGCAUAGCAUAUGCACUUAGAAUUUAGGAUCUCGUCAUAUUUCUUGUCUACUUAAUUCAUACAUGCUCUUUGCUGAGACUCACUCUCCAGAAAGAAGGAUACUUGAAAGUACAACUUUGUUCAGAAUUAUCAUGUGAAUUUAAUAGAUGCCGCAUCACUUCUCCAAUGUACUCAAAUUUCUUUCACCGAAAUUAUCAUGUACGCAGUUAAAUGGCCACGAAAUCUCCUUGAGCAACAAAAGUGGGCAUCCUACACAUUGUCAAGUAGUGACGACUUUCUUAGUGUCGAUACAUUGAGUUGUUUUCCUCACAUUCUGUAAGACUACGAAAAUAGGAGAUCUGAGUAGGCUCUUGCUCUUGAGUAUGUAGUACAAAUCUUGCGUACUCAUAUUAUCAGGGAACAUUUCCAAGUCAUGUUAGCAGGCUGAUCUGUGCCCUUUCUACAUGUAUCUUACAUCAACGUAUCAACAGUAGAUUUGGCGUGUGUAUUGGAGCAGUUAGUAUAAUACACUGCAGCGUGUGCCGUGUGCCGACUACACAGUAAAGAUUUAUCCAGUUUUCAAAAUGUCUCAGCAUACCCAAUGCAUUUCAACAUUUGGACAUCCUUUUUUAUGGUUUUAAGGAUGAAUUACUAACCAACGAAGAUGACCAGAGUUUAGGUUUAGUUUAAUGUUGUGCGACUCGGUAUCGUCAU